AUGUGUGGACGUUUUGCUUGUGGUUUAGCACCUGAUGUUGUACGUCAUCUUUCAACUUAUAUGCAUUCUCAAACACAUGAAUUAACUGUACCACCAUUUAUUGAUUUAAUGUCAUCAACAAAAUCUUUUCGACCAAGUUGGAAUUUAGCUCCAACUAAUACUUGUCUUUGUUUAAUAUCGGCUAAACAUUUAGAUGAAACAGAUGAUUCAUCAACACGAGUUCUUUGUACAAUGCGUUGGUCACUUAUUCCAAGUUAUUAUAAAGGCAAUUUAAAUGAAUUUAAAGUUGUUUUAAAUAAUUGUCGAUCUGAAACUAUUGAUCAAAAACCAACAUUUAAAAGACCAUUAAGAAAUGGUCAACGAUGUGUUGUGCUUGCUGAAGGGUAUGUUUGA
This is a messenger RNA of Rotaria sordida, 393 nucleotides long. NCBI's taxonomy places the organism in Eukaryota, Metazoa, Rotifera, Eurotatoria, Philodinida, Philodinidae. The record is from the annotation of a GenBank genome assembly.